Drosophila montana is the source of this 5984-nucleotide messenger RNA. Its product is annotated as aminopeptidase N-like. The record is from RefSeq and is a predicted model, not a curated record. Gene Ontology annotation, cellular component: cytoplasm. Gene Ontology annotation, biological process: peptide catabolic process; proteolysis. Gene Ontology annotation, molecular function: metalloaminopeptidase activity; zinc ion binding; peptide binding. The coding region runs from base 12 to 5858 and encodes 1948 amino acids. The transcript is spliced from 9 exons. NCBI's taxonomy places the organism in Eukaryota, Metazoa, Arthropoda, Insecta, Diptera, Drosophilidae.
GAGCGCUCGAGAUGGCGCGUUGGGUGUUGAAUUCGUGGCUGUUGCUGCUGCUGCUGGUUGCGGCCAGUCAACAGGCUCGGCUGCCGCCAUUGGAGGAUAUGGUGCAGCUGGAAACCAAAGGAUAUCAGGCCUUAUCGGGAUUGAUCGAAACGCGCGAGGAUAACAACAGCGAGGAUAACUAUCGAUUGCCUAACAAUACGGUGCCCGUAGCCUACAAUGUGGAGCUGUGGACACAAGUUCAUAAUGGCACUCGCGACUUUAAUGGCAUUGUCACGAUCGAUCUGCAGGUGAUCGAGACAACCAAUACGAUCACUCUGCAUGCGCGUCAAACUGAAAAUUUUACAGCCAUAAUUCAAAGCAAGGAUUCUGCGGAGAGCGCACCGAUAAGUCUGAAUGUCAGUUAUGAAAGCACACGAGAAUUUCUGACCCUCAAGCCGGUUGACAGCACCAUAAGCUUUGCAAAAGACAGUAACUGGACGCUAAGCAUCAACUAUACGGGUCUGUUGCGCAACGAUAUGGGCGGUUUUUAUAUAUCCAGCUACACGGAUGACAGCAAUGUCGUACACUAUCUGGCCACCACACAGUUCGAGAGCACCAAUGCGCGUCACGCCUUCCCCUGCUAUGAUGAGCCAGCCAAGCGGGCCAACUUUACGAUUACCAUCCAUCACGAUCCCAGCCACAAUGCCAUCAGUAACAUGCCAGUAAAUGAAGCCGAAUCGAGCAACGGCAAAACGGUUUUCCUAACAACACCCAAGAUGUCCACCUAUUUGAUAGCCUUCAUUGUCUCGGAGUUUGAGUCCACAGGCGGCGAGCUAAAUGGCUUACCCCAACGUGUAUUUUCGCGCAAGGGCAAGCAGGAUCAACAGGAGUGGACUCUCUGGUCCGGUCUAGUAGUUGAGGCUAGCUUGGAAAAAUACCUCGGUGUGCCUUUUGCACUACCCAAACUAGAUCAAGCGGGCAUACCGGACUUUUCAGCCGGCGCCAUGGAGAAUUGGGGCCUAGCCACCUAUCGGGAGCAGUACAUGUGGUGGACCAAGGAGACAUCCACGAUUAAUCUCAAAACGAGCAUUACUAAUAUUAUUGGACACGAGUAUGCGCACAUGUGGUUCGGUGAUUUGGUAUCGCUCAAAUGGUGGACCUAUCUCUGGCUCAAAGAGGGUUUCGCCACCCUCUUCUCAUAUGAAUCCAAUGAUAUAGCCUUUCCCGAAUGGAAUACCUAUCAGAUCUUUCAUGUGAGUGACUACAACAGCGCCUUGAUUAAUGAUGCUUCCAUAUCUACGCCCAUGUCGCACUACGUCCAAACACCCAAUGAGAUAUCGGGACGCUAUGGUACCAUAUCCUAUGCCAAGCCAGCCAGUGUGUUGUACAUGUUCAAGAAUGCGUUUACAGAUGCUGUGUUUCGACGUGGCCUAAACAUAUAUCUAACACAAAAUCAAUACAACUCCACGGACGAGUGGAAUUUGUUCGCCUCACUGCAGGAGGCAGCCGAUGAGCUUGGGCACAAGUUACCCGCUGGGGUUCCCGACAUAUUCUCCAGCUGGUCCACACAGGCUGGUUUUCCCUUGCUAACCGUGGAGCGUAACUAUGAGGAUGGCACCUUUACCAUUAAACAGCAACGUUAUCUCAAUGACAAGGAUACUGCAAAUGAGGCCACCUGGCAUGUGCCCAUCAACUGUGCUUCCGCCUCCAAUCCCGAUUACCGCAACACCACCGCCUCCCACUAUUUGCUCAAAGUCAAGGAGCUGACGGUGAGCGAUGUGCAAAUAUCGAAGGAUGAUUGGUUGAUUCUAAAUAAACAAUCCACUGGCUUCUAUCGUAUAUUGUACGAUGAGGAGAACUAUCGGCUAAUUUCGCAAGGCCUAUUGGAGCAGCCCUACGCUUUCCAUACGCGCAAUCGGGCUCAGCUGAUGCACGAUGCGUAUCGCUUCGUGGAUACGGGUCGCCUUAGCCAGGCCACACUGUUUCAGCUGAUGGCAUAUCUGAGAAAUGAGGAUCAGUAUGCGCCCUGGUCCACAGCCAAUAGCAUAUUUACUAUCUACGAUACAUAUCUGCGCGGCGAUGCAAAUUACGAGCAUUUCCGAGAGUUCGUAAUCGAACUGGUCGAGGAUAUCUUCAGUAAGCUGGGCGUCAACGAAAUACCUGGCGAACACUACCUGAACAACUAUCUGCGCGUGACCCUAGUCAGUCUGGCCUGCCAGGUGGGCAGCCCCAAGUGCUACCAACUGUCGCACAAAAAGCUGCAGGACUCCCUAUAUGAUGGUAUUCCCAUCGAGCCCACACUAAAGACACAGGCCUAUUGCGCCGGACUGCGCGAGGCCGAGCAUGCAACCUUUAGUUCAGUUGUUACCAAUCUGCUGAACUCCAAUGAUGCCACCGAUCGCAGCACAUAUAUCUCCGCGCUAGGCUGCGCGCAGGAUGCCGACCAGCUGAAGAGAUUUGUAGCGUACUCCAUCGAUGAUACAAACAAUCUAAGCUAUUCGGAGCGCACCUCCGUGUUGAGUGCUGCCUACACCAGGAGCGAGGCGGGUCUUACGGCUAGCUUGGACUUCUUGGAAGCGAAUUGGAAGGCAUACGGCGACCUGGGCACAGGCAAUCAAAAGCCACUGGACUCAGCAUUGCGCGGCAUUGCCAGCUCGGUGGUUAGCGAGUCGCAAAAGAAUCGCCUUAAUGCGCUGGUGGACACAAUCAGGACCAACGGAGCUGAGUAUCUCGCAGAUAACACAGAGACCGAUGUAGAGGCCAACAUAAAGACCAACUUUGAUUGGUUGGAUGUGCAUCGUGAUCCGGUCAUAAACUGGCUAGUUGCCUAUCGCACCAACGGCAGCAGUACCCUCUCUGCCUCCACUUUCGCCAUACUGACAAUGUUCGUAACUUUGCUUUUACGAGCUCCACUAGUUCAUAUGUACGAGCGAAAAAUUGUCUCGGCUGGGGCGACAAUUUGGCUUAAAAGUGGAAAGCUACCAAGCGCUACCCAGUUGUUGUCCAGUUGUCGUCGCACCGUUGACAACAUGGCUCGCGUUCUUGUCACGAUCUUGGCCCUACUGCUGGUGGUGGCCACCACCGCCCAUGCGGCCGUUGUACGGAAUUUUCCCCCUUUUGAGCAGCUGCAGCAACUAGAGAAUCCCAAUCUGCGUUUAGCACCACGUGCCGACAAUGACACCUAUCGGUUGCCCAACAACACGGAACCUGUGGAAUAUACCGUCGAGCUGCACACGAAUGUGCACACAGGCGACACAGGCUUUAGCGGCACGGUUACCAUAAGCUUAAAAGUUUUAGAGACCAGCACAGUUAUUGUAGUGCAUGCGCGACAGCUGGAGAACUUUACGGCGACCAUACGCAAGGAUGGAGAGACAACUGACACUGUACUGGAAAUCACACACGAUACAGACCGUGAGUUCCUAAAGCUGUCCGCCAAUGAUCUUACCUUUGAGGAGGGCACCAGUUGGCUGUUGACUAUCAAGUAUGAGGGUAAUUUGCGAACGGACAAUGGGGGCUUCUACUUGUCCACGUAUACGGAUGACAAUGGUGCUACCAAAUACUUGGCCACCACACAGUUCGAGAGCACCGAUGCACGUCACGCCUUCCCCUGCUAUGAUGAGCCAGCCAAGCGGGCCAACUUUACGAUUACCAUCCAUCACGAUCCCAGCUACAAUGCCAUCAGCAAUAUGCCAGUGGAUGACUCUAAGACCAGCUCCGGUAUUACUGCUUUCAAGACCUCUGUCAGUAUGCCCACCUAUCUGGUGGCCUUCAUUGUAUCGGAGUUUGUGUACUCGGAGGGUCAACUGAAUGGGUUGCCCCAGCGCGUCUUCUCGCGCAAGGGCACCGAGCAUGAGCAGGAAUGGGCACUGACUACAGGCAUGCUGGUCGAGAAGCGUCUCUCCGGCUAUUUCGGUGUACCUUUUGCUCUACCUAAGCUGGAUCAGGCGGCUAUACCCGACUUUGCAGCUGGUGCCAUGGAGAACUGGGGUCUGGCUACCUAUCGUGAGGAGUAUUUGCUGUACAACGUCGAAAACUCUACUAUUAAUACGCAGACGAACAUUGCUACUGUCGAGGCACAUGAGGAUACACAUAUGUGGUUUGGUGACCUGGUUGCCAUUGAAUGGUGGAGCUAUCUCUGGCUCAAGGAGGGUUUUGCCACGCUAUUCGAGAACCUAGCUACUGAUUUGGCCUAUCCAGAGUGGGAUAUAUUCCAAACCUUCCACGCUGGCUCUUAUCAGAGCGCUCUCAUUGCUGAUGCCAAUCCCAAUGUGCGACCCAUGACGAAUUUUGUGGAGAAACCGUCGGAAAUUUCCCAGCUCUAUGACUCAAUUGCAUAUGCCAAGGCCGGCUCCGUGCUGGACAUGUGGCGUCAUGCGCUGACCAACACCGUGUUCCAGCAAGGUCUUAACAACUAUCUGGUGACCAAGGCCUACUCCGCUGCCAAUGAGACAGAUCUGUUUGAUGCCAUUUCGCUGGCCGCCCGCGAACUGAACUAUGAGGUACCAGCUCUCGUGGGAGACAUGCUCUCCAACUGGACGCGACAGGGUGGUGUCCCACUGAUCACUGUGGAGCGCAACUAUAACGAUGGCUCCUUCACCAUUAAGCAGGAGCAAUAUACCAAUAAUAAGACAUUCACGAGCGAGAAGCUCUGGUAUGUACCUGUGAACUAUGCGGUUGCAUCGAAUCCUGAUUUCCGCAAUACCGAGGCCACACACUAUCUGCUCAAGGUGAAGGAGACGAGCGUUGCCGAUGCUAAGCUGAGCAGCGAUGAUUGGUUGAUCCUGAACAAACAGUCGACAGGCUACUAUCGCAUCAAUUACGAUGAGCGCAACUGGCAGCUGAUUAUUGAGGGCUUGGCCAACCGUUCGCAUAAGAUUCACCCUCGCAAUCGUGCCCAACUGAUCAGCGAUGCAUAUCGUUUCGCUACGAGCAAUCGCUUGUCACAUGCUCUCCUGUUGCAGCUGCUCACCUACCUGCCCCAGGAGAAUCAAUAUGCACCCUGGUCGGCGGCCAAUACCGCGAUUACCCUGUUCAAUCGGUAUCUGAGCAGCGAUGAGGCCUACGAGCAUUUCCAGUUCUAUGUGGCCGCAUUGGUCAGCGAUCAAUUCGACAAAUUUGGCGUGAAUGACAUCAAUGGGGAGCAGCAUUUGGCCAAGUUCACCCGCAACGUGGUCAUCAAUGUGGCCUGUCUGGCGGGUCUGCAGAGCUGUCUGGACGAGACGAACGCCAAGCUGCAAGCGCUGGUCGAUCAGGGCACUCCGAUUGAACCGAAUCUGCAGACGCCCGUAUAUUGCAAUGGCCUCAAGCAGGCCGAGGAUAAGACAUUUAACUUUGUCUAUGACAAAUUGAUGAACUCCAACGAUCAGGCCGAGCGUCGUCUGCUCAUCUCAGCCCUGGGCUGUUCCCAGAACGAGGAUCAGCUGAUGAAGUAUGUGUCCAGCAGCAUUGAUCAGACCAACAAGCUGCGCACCCAGGAGCGCUACACAUUGCUCAGUCCCACCUAUUCCCGUGGUGAGGUGGGUCUGCUCGUCUGCAUUGAUUUCCUGCUCGAGCAUUGGCAGGAGUAUGGCAAUCUGAAUGCUGGCUUUGGUGGUACUAAUCCACUCUACGCUGACAUUGAGAGCAUGGCUGCCUAUGUGGUUACCGAGAGUCAAAAGCAAAAGCUGCAGCUACUGAUUGAUGUUGUCAAAGGCUCUGAAUUUGUACCCGACACAUUGCAGGCCAGCGUGGAUACCACCAUUGCCGCCAACAUGGAGUGGCUGUCGGCCAAUCGGGAGCCCAUCAUUUCCUGGGUAACUGGCUUCCGCAACGGCAGUCCCGCUAUGACCGCAUCUGUGCUAGCUCUAGCACUGUGCCUUUUGGCCGCCAAAUUGUUCUAGGUAUUAUUUUAGGAGCUAUCAAGUUAGCUUAGGGUCUUCCUCGUUUCGCAGUUAUGUAUAUAUACAAAUUCUUUACAUUUCCGUUCGCUAAUAAACAAAAUGGCCACGUCAUUUCCAAAUACUUUA